UCAGGAUCCUCAGGACGUGAUGGUCCAACAGCUCUGCAGCCAGGACAGUGGAGGCCAGAGAAACAAACAGCCCAAGAUUGAAAGCACAGAAGACUGUUUGCCCAAGAAGAUUGAGGCGGUUGUCUGCAACGGCAACAGCAUUUCUGAUCUGGAGAGUGACCGGAAAAGGACCUUAUCUGAACUGGAGGCAGAGACGUUGAUGAAAAAAGAUUCACUUCAAGUUGGCAAGCACACAAUGACAAUCCCACGGAUCAUCCUCACUCAUCCCUCUACCUCAGAUGAAGACGUGGAGCUCUUGACACAGAGCCCGGGCAGAGAGCCGCUACAUGACUUUGACAUUCCUGACAGACGCGUACACCCAGACUGUUUUGACAGUGCUUUCUACCCUCCCUGACCGCAGCGUGGGGGCACACACAUGAAGGACACAGACUGUUAUUACCCCAAUUUUUGUUUUUUAGGCACUGAGGCAUUUUCAGCAAUGUUAUUGUGCAAGAUUAUUACAUGUUGGAAUGUGUUUUUCUACUGUCAUUGCAAAAGCUUUUUGUCUGUCACAUUCAACAGCUGCUAAUAGUAUUUGGUGAUGUUAAAGGCAUUUGCAAGGAUGGGGAAGUUUAUGACCUAAUUUUUACUACUAAAACCAACAGAGUUUUGCCUGUGCGGCUACAUUGAACAGUAAAGCAUGAACAGACUGUUCCCUAAUGUCUGUCCAAAUGAAAUACAUGGUAUAAUGUUAAAUACAGUCAAUUAAACAUGCUGCUGGUUACCUCUACUUCACAUCACUGUGCUGUAAGUUACCGAUGUGCUGCUAGUGUCUGUGCCUGUGACAAUGUGAAGCCCUGGAACUUUUUAUAGUCUGUUCUGAGAUAAAAUGCCACAUGGUUGAACUGAGUGCACAGCAGGGAGUGCAAGUGCUGAAGAGUCCAGAGACAGACUGUUGUCUGCUUCACA
Molecule: messenger RNA, 948 nt
Organism: Toxotes jaculatrix (banded archerfish)
Lineage: Eukaryota; Metazoa; Chordata; Actinopteri; Toxotidae
Exons: 3
Coding region: 20-394 (124 amino acids)
Source: RefSeq, a predicted model, not a curated record